Bemisia tabaci is the source of this 1487-nucleotide messenger RNA. RefSeq lists its product as uncharacterized. The record is from RefSeq and is a predicted model, not a curated record. Lineage: Eukaryota; Metazoa; Arthropoda; Insecta; Hemiptera; Aleyrodidae.
UGGUUAAGUUAGAUACCUAAGUGGUUAAGUUCGUGAAGAAAGCAGCCGGUGAUUUUUUUUCUUCCCAUCGAUUGACUUUUACCUUCGGUCUCUCAUUCCAUAGUUUAAAACCAUAUGUGAGAGAAUUUUCAGAGAUUCCCAAGUAUAAGUUUGCAUUUUUCAGAUGGUGAAGGAGUCAAGCAAUAACAGCAUAAAAAUGUCCAUCUCCACUAAUCAAGCACUGAAUAAAAUGAAUUCACUUCUCGCCGAACUUCAAGUGCAGAAGAAUCUCGUGCGGAACUUGAGAAAAAAUGAUGAAAAUCUCUCAACAGAAAACCUAGCAUUAAGGCAGGAGCUGGAAGUUUUGAGACAUCAGCUGUCAGUUACUGAGAAACAAAUGGAUAUUUUGAAGGAUACUGCAGCAAAGUUGCAGAAUUUAAAUGUCAGUACAACCCUCGAUCAAAAAGUGGCUUACGAGGCUAAAGAUCGAGAAACAAUCGCCUUACGAGAACUGAACUUACAGAUCCAGAGAGAAAACAUGAAGUUAAAUCGCCAACUUGAGGAAUUGAAGGGAAGUAAUAUUGCAAUUCUGGAAGGAACAUCACAACUAAAAAGAAAAAAAGAAAAAAAAGACCAUGACACAUCUGUCUUAAAACGUGAAUUUGAAAAUCUGAGAAAAAGUCAUGCUGAAGUGAUGAAAAAAUGUGAUGCAAACAAAGGACUUGACCAAAAGACAAAGAUUAUUGCAGAAUGUCUUAGGAAAAAAUGCGACGCCCUUCAUCUCGAAAAUGAAAAGCUUCAAAAAGAAAAUGUAUUACUCUCAAGUGAAGUUCAAUUGCAGAGGAGAAAGUUAGAGCAAACUCUUGAUGCCAAAGGGACGAAAAGAAAUUAUACAAUGGUAGAGGAACAGGAUAACUCCAGAUGUCAAGAGGAGCUAAAGCGCCAAAGUGAGAUCAAUAGCAAAUUGCAAUUAACCGUAGCUGAAGCCAUUAAUAAGAACAAGAAAUUAAAACUGCAAAAGCAAGAUCUGGAAGCAGAACUACUCAAAUACAAGGACAAGAAUUGAAUCGUCAUGAGCUGUCUUCCAAGAUGAAACCAAUUCCUCAUGAAACUAUUGCUUCAUGUCAUGUUUUUUCAGUCUUAAAAAAAUCUCCCUAUUACUUCUAUAAUUUAACCAAAGAAUCAAAGAUUUUAAUCAAUUUUUUCCCCUUGAAUUUUGAAAAAUCUGAAACUAAAAACAAAAACAAUAAAGAAGUGGAAACAUGAUUGCCGAUCACAUUAAAAGUUUACAUAAAUUUUUGCCAAUUUGGAUCAAAUAAAUCCACCUUAAAAAUGUGUAAUAAGUGCAUUGGAAAUAAUUCCUCAGAAAUACGAUAACUAACUUUAUUUAAUCUUACUAACAUUUUGAGGAGAAGGGAGGGCACAAAAACUCCAGUUAUUGAUUCUCUUGAUAAAGUAAAGGGGAGAUACCAGCAUUCCAAGUUGGGAUCCCUCUCAUAGUUGUGAAA